CACAAAAGACGAUAAUAAGAAAAUUGUUAAAAAGGUUCAGAAUAUGUAAUAGCAAAAGCAAAUAAAAAUUGAUAGAAUUUUGCUUGUUGCCAUAUUCAUACCUGAAUUGUGGUGGAAAUGCGAAACGGUAGCCAUGCUGAGUGCAACUUUUUUAAAUUUAUACUCGUAGUAGUAGCUCGUUACUCUUUGCAAAUCAAUGAAAAGUGGAAAUUUUCUUUUUUAGGGGUAAACCUUGUAACAAAAAACAUGUUUGCAGAAGUGGCAAAACUAUUAAAUCAAUUGCGCGCUAAUAGUUUCAAUCAAAUUUAACAUACGAAUUGGCCGCAGUUACAGGGGCACAUAGUGCGAAAAUAUCAAGAGAAUCUAGUCACGCGGUGGCUCAAUCGCAAAUGGUGCUUUCUAAAGAAUUGUACAAAAUUUGUUACUCGAACAAUAGCCGCUAAAAAUGCCCGACUAUUAGAGCAAAAUAUUGAAGGUUGUGCACUUAUUGAAUAAGUGCAGGUAAAAGUGUGCGAAUUGAAUAUGCGUAAAGAGAAUUUAUGACAGAACACAAGAAAACUUAAAAUAAAGCAUUUUUAAAAUCUAUGUACCAAAAGUAAAUUAGAUACUUUGGCUUGUGGGAAUAAAAAUAAGAUAACAAAGAGAAAGCGUGGAGGCAAAGUGCUAAAAUAAAUAAAUUGGAAUAAUAUAAGUGAAAUUUUACUUAGUUGUAGUUAUUCAUUACUUCCAUUCAACAUUGUGACACCAGGUCGUCCCAAUCCCAAUAUAUUCGAGAACAGUAACGCAAAUAUUCAAUUGACACCACUUGCGCCAUAAGUAGCUGCUGCAUCCAGCGCAUUGCGAAGUUGUCAUGGCCGGUAAUGGAGAAGCGUCGUGGUGCUUCUCACAGAUAAAAGGCGCCUUAGACGAUGACGUUACCGAUGCUGAUAUUAUAUCCUGUGUGGAAUUCAAUCAUGAUGGUGAAUUGCUGGCAACAGGUGAUAAAGGCGGGCGUGUGGUCAUCUUUCAGCGCGAUCCUAUAUCAAAAACCUCAAUACCACGUCGCGGUGAAUAUAAUGUUUACUCGACUUUUCAAUCGCAUGAACCCGAAUUCGAUUACUUAAAAUCAUUGGAAAUUGAAGAGAAAAUCAAUAAGAUCCGAUGGUUGCGACGAAAGAAUCCCGCGCACUUUCUUCUCUCAACCAACGAUAAGACGGUUAAAUUGUGGAAAGUCAGCGAACGGGAUAAAUCGUUUGAGGGCUAUAACACAAAGGAGGAGAGUGGUCUUGCGAAGGAUCCACAAAAUAUAACAGGCUUAAAAGUUCCUUCAGUUAAGCAAAUUCCACUUAUGGUGGAAGCGUCACCACGCCGCAACUACGCCAAUGCACACACCUAUCACAUCAAUUCAAUUAGCGUUAAUUCUGACCAAGAGACUUAUCUGUCCGCCGACGAUUUGCGAAUCAAUUUGUGGCAUCUUGAAGUGACCGAUCAAAGUUUUAAUAUAGUCGACAUUAAGCCAGCCAAUAUGGAAGAGCUGACGGAGGUGAUUACCGCCGCCGAAUUCCAUCCAACCGAGUGCAACGUGUUCGUGUACUCGAGCUCCAAGGGCACAAUACGUCUAUGUGAUAUGCGUUCGGCGGCGCUGUGUGACCGGCAUAGCAAACAGUUCGAAGAGCCGGAGAAUCCAACGAACCGUAGUUUCUUUAGUGAAAUUAUAAGCUCGAUAAGCGACGUAAAGCUAAGCAACUCCGGACGUUAUAUGAUCUCUAGAGAUUAUUUAAGUAUUAAAGUGUGGGACUUGCAUAUGGAAACGAAACCAAUUGAAACUUAUCCGGUUCACGAAUAUCUACGCAUUAAACUUUGCUCACUAUAUGAGAACGACUGCAUUUUCGACAAAUUCGAAUGCUGUUGGAACGGCAAGGAUACUUCCAUAAUGACGGGCAGCUAUAACAAUUUCUUUAGAGUGUUUGAUCGCAAUUCGAAAAAGGAUGUCACGUUGGAGGCGUCACGUGACAUUAUCAAACCAAAAACGGUGCUUAAACCGCGUAAAGUUUGCACCGGUGGCAAACGAAAAAAAGACGAGAUCAGUGUCGAUUGUCUCGAUUUCAAUAAGAAGAUACUGCAUACCGCUUGGCAUCCGCAAGAGAAUAUUAUCGCUGUGGCGGCAACAAAUAAUCUGUUUAUAUUUCAGGAUAAGUUUUAGCUAAAACUCCCUCAUCUCCUUCAGUUCUUCAUCACCAUUAUGGCGUCGUUAAGAAUAAUUAUUAUGAUUAAUUCUAAAUUUUAUACUUGUCGCUGCUACAAUUGCUAUCACUCACUACUUUCUAUCAGUAUCAGUGUGUAAUCAGAGCAAAAAAAAAAACAAAAACGUUAAGCGAAGUCCGGGGAGGAGGACGAAGACGAAGACGAACGUGUAGGCGUAGGCGAAGUCACAACUCAUAGUAUAUAAAUACAACUCACUAUUAGCGCUACAAAUUAACGAAACAAAAUCUAUAUUAGCAUUGUUGAUUAUCGGUACAGCGCUAACAAGCCGUAAGCCUUAGCCAAAAGACACAAAAACGUAAAGUUUUUAGUUCUAAGUUUUGCACAAAGGUUUACAUAAGCGAUAUUAUUAUUACAGCGUUUGCGACAUUACAAGGGUAGAAGGAGUAAGGGAGAACAGCUGGCCACAUCAGCAAAGUGUUCGCCUGCUGUUGCACACAACAAAAACGCCUUAAACUAAUGCUUUGUACAGUUACUCUGAUUACAGUUCUUUUAAAUUCCUUAAAAUAAUGUUGCCUCGGCUAAAUCGUUUCAGUUAUUUUAAGAAGGUGUUUUUAUACAAUAUUUAUGAGAAAACAGUAAGAAUAACAAGUAAAUAUUAAUGCAAAAAUUUCUUUGCUUAAUUUAUAAUAAAAACGGAAAUUGUUAAUAAUCAAUGAUUUUUUCUUUUUGUUGAUUCGAAUAUCCAAAAUUGAAAUAAGAUGAAAAAUACAUUAAAGAACUUCAAUUAAAAAAAAAAUAAUAAAAAAAUAAAAAAAAUUAAUAGAUGACAACUGCAGUUUGAACUCAGAAAACUAGACUAAAAACAGAUAGGAAGAGAGGGAGAGAGAGCAAAAAUGCAAAAAAUUUAACUUUAUUACACUAUCUACAAGCUUAAGAACGCGCAAGUUAUGUAUUAGAAAUAAAACAAAAACCAAAAUUUUAAGCCCUUACAUUAUUUAAAAAAAAAAAAAAUGUAUGAAGACAUGUGUUAAUGGCAACAGUAUAUGUAGCAUAGAGUUGUAAUGGGAAUGAAGAUCUAAAAUAAGGGAUCGGUUUUCCACUUAUCGAAAAUUUGUCGAUAUUUGUGAAGUAGCAGAAAACAAAAACUAUGCAAAACACCAUACUGGAGCAUAAUUUUUUGUUUUUAUAUUACAAUAAAAAUUUGUUUCAGCAAUAAACCAGGUACACAAGUUCGUAGAUAUUUUUUGUUUUACAAAAAUAAAAAAAUGACGCUAUACCAACCUAUUACAGCAUAAAAAAUUUCCCACAUAGCUAUUUGGCGAGAAAUAUAGUCGGUAACGUAGGCAACCGGCCUUGUGCCUUGGCGACACAUCACUUUAAUAAGGUCAUUCGGUAAAUAAUUCAACUUUUUUUUAUGCAAUUUUAUAGAAUAUAUCCGUUAUUUUAUUGGCGAAAUCGCUAUUUUUCGUUUUCAACCAAAAAACAGUCGUUAAUCUAAGAUUUUAAUAUUUUCGCUCAUUAUCGAUCGUUAUAACUCAGUUGAAAUUUUUUUGUUGUUAAUAGUAAGAUCGCAUAAAUGAAACCUGAUAACUACGAUUAUGUGUGGUAAAAAAAUCAAGGAAGAAAUAUAUGCCACAUAAUAUCGAUCAAAUGCGAUCGAAAAAAUAUAAGAAUAAUCUAUGUAAUAUGAUUGAGAAAAUAAAAAUCGCCUGAGAUUAUGAAAUAUGCUCGACAAAAGAGCACUCUAA
Rhagoletis pomonella (apple maggot) is the source of this 3932-nucleotide messenger RNA. RefSeq names its product protein phosphatase PP2A 55 kDa regulatory subunit (gene tws). Gene Ontology annotation, cellular component: cytosol; protein phosphatase type 2A complex. The transcript has 5 exons. NCBI's taxonomy places the organism in Eukaryota, Metazoa, Arthropoda, Insecta, Diptera, Tephritidae. The record is from RefSeq and is a predicted model, not a curated record. Bases 851 to 2182 code for a protein of 443 amino acids. Gene Ontology annotation, molecular function: protein binding; protein phosphatase regulator activity. Gene Ontology annotation, biological process: peptidyl-serine dephosphorylation.